Delphinapterus leucas (beluga whale) is the source of this 8138-nucleotide messenger RNA. The record is from RefSeq and is a predicted model, not a curated record. NCBI's taxonomy places the organism in Eukaryota, Metazoa, Chordata, Mammalia, Artiodactyla, Monodontidae.
GGGAGGGAGGGGCGGCGGGGCCGAGCCGAGACGAGCGGGACGCGCAGGCCACGGGCGGCCGCCGCCAGGAUGCCCCGGCCCGCUGGCCGCUCCGCCGCCGGCCACCCACGCGGUCCCCGGCGGCCCGCGCUCGGCCCGGGGGCGCGGGAGCCGCAGCCGGAGCCGGAGGCGGGAGCAGCGAGCUGGAGCCCCGGGCGCCCGAAUGCAGGGUGAGCGCCGCCGCCCUAGCCCGGGGGCGGCAGGGCAGGGGACCCCCGGCGGGAGGACUUUGGGCGGGGAGGGGCUGUCCGUGGUCGGUCGGUCACGGGGUCUGUCCGAUGGCCGCGGGCUCCGCUUAAGGCUGCGCACCCCUCCCCCCAACUUGGGGACCUUCGGGGUAACUUCCCCGGGGUCCGCCCCUUCUUCUGAGCCUGGCAGCGCCGCCCCGGGGGGCUUGCUUUCAGGGGGCGGGGAUGGCCGCUCUGGGGGUCCUGGGCCCACCCCUGCCCAGCGUAACUCGGGAGGCGUCCGGGACCGCAGUCCCGUCAGCGUUUGGCUCGCGGCCGACGCUCGGACGCGCCCUCGGGGCUGGGCAGAGCUGGGGGCCCCGCUGGGGCAGGACCGCGCGCCUGGCCGGGCGGGGGAUCGGAGGACGGAGGAGCGGGGACCGCGAGGGUGGAGGGCGGGCGUGGCGGAGAUGUGGAGGCUACUCGCCGAGAGCUCCGCCCUGGGCGGCGGCCGAGCGGGGCCCUGCGGGACUGAUGGGUAGCAGAGCCGGCGGAGAGCAGCCUGGGGGCGGCAGGCUGAGCCCGGGAAUCCUUUCAAGUUCUGGGUUCUCUUUGUUGCGCAAUAGAGCCCGGGGGCCGUGGGGCCUCAUUGGCCCGGGGCCGCGACGUCACGCCGGAGCCCCGCCCGCUGACCCUGCGGAGAGAGUCCGGUGGGUCCCAGGUCCGCCACACCUGCAGCCUGCACUGCGGUGUCCUGGGGGGGCGCGGGGGGUGGCAGGGAGCGUCUCCGGGAUCCAGGCGCAGCGGGAAGCCCAGUCCUGAAAUGCUGCGGAGCCUGAGUGGGCUGCGGGAGAAACUUCCCAACAGGGGGCGGUAACACCCCUGGAGUGUUGGGGCCUGGACCCUAGUGUCCCCUGCUCCCUGUGAUUGAGAAUGAACAGAAGGUGUCACCAGCCUGGAAGAAGGGGGUCUGCUUGUUUCCGCAGAGCCAGCCCCCUCUCACUCUGCAUUUGGAGACCUUGCUCUCCACCCCACCCCGGUGACACUCCUCUCCCAUCGCAGGACCACCACGCUCAGGAGUCCAUAAAGCCAGCCUCCAUACUUCCUCCCUGUGCUGCACUGGGCUCUGAGCCUCAGUGUUCCCAUCUGCAUUGUGGGGACAGUAGGACCCAUCUUGCAGGGGCAGGAGGCCCAGAAAGACCACCUCAGCUCAAGGAACAAAAAAAUGCCAAGUUUCUGAGCAUUUUAAUGUUUCAGACAUCAGGAUUUUGAUGUCAGGAGAGUGGAGUUUGGAUCCUGGCUCGGGAACCUAAGAGCUUGGUUACCUCCCCUUAACCAUCUGUAAAAUGGGAACAAUGGCAGUCCUUCAGACAAGAUCACUGGGGGUGCGAACUGAGGGGGGUGUGCCUGUUCGAAGGAGGAUUGCCUCCUCCCUCUACUUGUAGGGCACAUUCUCCUGCCCACACAGACCUAGGGCCUCUCCCUGCAGUGAGACACUGCUCGGCUAGACUCAGGGAAGAACCGGCACCAGGAAGGGUUGUACCAGUGGCAGCCUGUGGCACCUUCCCUACCACUCUGGACCAGCAAUCAACAGGUGGGCAGUGUGGGCUGGGCCAGGCGCAGGGUCACAAGAGUCAGACAGCCUGCCUGCUUGGGCUUCUGAGGGAAGGCCUCCCAAUCUGACGGCCAAGGCGGCGCGAUGCGAGUAGAAAUGGAUGGCAGCCCACCACUUGCAUGCCGAGUCCGGUUUUCCAUUUGACAAUGUAAGCCUCUGCCCGCUCUGGACCCCUGGUAGGCUGCCAGACACCCCACCUGGCUGUGUGUAGCCCUGUGGCCUCAUUACCCUCCAAGCUGGGCUGUCCCAGGUUCUGGCUGGGGUGACUGUGCGUCUGCCUGCAGGUCUGAGGCUCGUGCACACCUCUGAGCUCAGUGUUUUGAAGAGACAGCGUAGCUCAGUGAGCAGGGAGGUCUUUGGUACAGACAUCUACGUGGCAAGCAUUUAUUGAGCACUUACUGUGUGCCUGGCUCCAUUCUAAGCGCUUUCCCUGGCAUAGCUUACCGGCUACCCACACACUUCUCGAGGCAGAUAGAGACUAUCAUGUCUACGUACAGAUGAGAAAACUGAGGCCCAGCUGAGUCACGUGACUGGCUGGGGAGCUAAAGCUGGAGUCUAACAGCUCUUCACCCCAUACCGAGUGGCCUCUGUAUGCUGAAGUCAAGGAGGCUUGCUGGACAGCAGAACGGCUGGUGGAGGGUUCAGCGGGGCCGCCUCACCCCCCACGCUGGGUCUGGGGUGGGGAAGGGGAGGCAGCUUUGUGAGCAGAAGCCUAAUGUUUGGGAAGGAAGUUCCCUGGCCCCAGGAGUCCCCCAGCCUCCGCUAAAAGGCCCUUAGUGGGCACUGGUGUGGUCCAGAUUAGACUCCUCCUGUGGGUCAGGGGCCUGGACAGGCCCACUGCAGGGGCACAGAGAUGAAUGACACCCAUCAGGACUCAAGAGAUCCUUCGGUGUCCGUGGGGCUCAGGCCACACCCUGCACGAGACAAGCAGGGGAGCCUGGCAGCAGGCUGGGAGGUGUCACUUCCCCUGUCCUGAGUGCCAGGGGCCUGCAAUGGCCUGUCCACCCCAAGCUGGAGACAGUCCCUGAAGGAUCACGUGGCUGUGUCUGGCUCAGUGGUGCCCAUAAGUGUUGGGGGCAACAAAUUUGCAGCCAAUGAGAUUACACAGGCUAGAGGGUGAGAAGGCCCAAGUGUAGGCAGCGUACAUAGUAGACCUGCACUGAGCACUGCACUUGUCCCCCACGCCACCUGCUCCAGGCUGUGGCCAGAGGGGCCUGCUGUGGGGGGCCUCACGUCAGAGGGACCGGCCAGUGCUCUGCGCAGGGACGCGCCGAGCUGGGAAGCGGGGGGACUCACCGCCAGGCCCACUGGCAGGAUGGGGCGGCUCCCCAACACGUGCCUCCUGCCCCACGUCCUAGGUCCCUGGUUCCUACCUAUCCACAGGCCGUCCUUGGGGGCAGGUUCUGGUCCCUGGACCAGCUACAGUCCCAUGCUGCCUGCGGCAUCCAGGGCAGCCACCGUGUGUGAGACCGGGCCCGCCCCAGGCGCUAGAGAUGCGGCGUCUGUCCACCCCAGCCUCCCCCUGGAGGAAGCCUCAUCGUCCCUGUUUCAGAGUAGGACGUGGGUGCAGGGACUUUGCUGGGGCCACAUGACUAGUACACUAGAGCUUAGUGUACCCCCCAGCCCGGGGUAGUGCCAGGGCCUGCCAGGCGUGCACGGCCAUGGAAGGCCUGCUGGGGGCUGACCUGGGUAAAGCAGGCCGCCCUUUCCCAAGGUGGGCACGAGAGUGGUCCCCAGAGCAUCCCUUCCUUACAGGGGAGGUUCAGGGCACUCAUCCUCCAGGCAUGUCCUCAUUGGCCAAAGGAAGUGGAAACCAAUGAAAGUGAGGGCCCCCAGCAUGCACUGGGGGAGUCUCGCGUGGGCUGUGUGAGGAUUUGGGGAGUUUGAUGGUGAGAGGGCUGGUUCUGGGACAGGACCAGGUACACACGCGGCACAGCGCCCACCUGGGCCCGGCCUGGCGGCUUCCCUGAGGAUGCAGGCGGCCUGGAAGGAAGCCUAGGUGCCGCACCUUGACCAGGAGUAGGUGGAGAUGUUCACGGUCCCUGGUGUCCCCAGGCCACCACGUGUGAGUGCUGCUGCUCGGAGCUGAGCCCUGGCUUGAGGAGGAUGUCCCAGCCGCCGGCCAGCUCCCCUCUGCACCAUGAGUGAUGAGCGGCGGCUGCCUGGCAGCGCGGUGGGCUGGCUGGCCUGUGGAGGCCUCUCCCUGCUGGCCAACGCGUGGGGCAUCCUCAGCGUGGGGGCCAAGCAGAAGAAGUGGAAGCCCCUGGAGUUCCUGCUGUGCACGCUCGCGGCCACCCACAUGCUCAACGUGGCCGUGCCCAUCGCCACCUACGCUGUGGUGCAGCUGCGGCGCCAGCGCCCCGACUACGAAUGGAACGAGGGCCUCUGCAAGGUCUUCGUCUCCACCUUCUACACCCUUACCCUGGCCACCUGCUUCUCCGUCACCUCCCUCUCCUACCACCGCAUGUGGAUGGUCCGCUGGCCCGUCAACUACCGGCUAAGCAACGCCAAGAAGCAGGCGGUGCACACGGUCAUGGGCAUCUGGAUGGUGUCCUUCAUCCUGUCGGCGCUGCCUGCCGUCGGCUGGCACGACACGAGCGAGCGCUUCUACACCCACGGCUGCCACUUCAUCGUGGCUGAGAUUGGCCUGGGCUUCGGCGUCUGCUUCCUGCUGCUGGUGGGCGGCAGCGUGGCCAUGGGCAUGGUCUGCACGGCCAUCGCCCUCUUCCAGACGCUGGCGGUGCAGGUGGGGCGCCGGGCCGACUUCCACGCCUUCACCGUGCCCACCAUCGUGGUGGAGGACGCACAGGGCAAGCGCCGCUCCUCCAUCGACGGCUCCGAGCCCGCCAGGACCUCGCUGCAGAUCACCGGCCUGGUGGCCACCAUCGUCGUCAUAUACGACUGCCUCAUGGGCUUCCCUGUGCUGGUGGUGAGCUUCAGCAGCCUGUGGGCUGACGCCUCGGCGCCCUGGAUGGCACUGUGUGUGCUCUGGUGCUCAGUGACCCAGGCCCUGCUGCUGCCUGUAUUCCUCUGGGCCUGCGACCGCUACCGCGCUGACCUCAAGGCUGUCUGGGAGAAGUGCAUGGCCCUCAUGGCCAACGACGAGGACUCGGGUGAUGAAACCAGCCUGGAAGGUGGCAUCCCCCCAGACCUAGUGUUGGACCGCUCCCUGGACUACAGCUAUGGGGGUGACUUUGUGGCCCUGGACAGGACGGCCAAGUAUGAGCUCUCUGCCCUGGAGGGGGACCUGCCCCAGUUCUACCCUCUGCGGCCCUUGCAGGAGGACAAGAUGCAGUACCUGCAGGUCCCGCCCACGCGACGCUUCUCCCACGACGACGCGGACGUGUGGGCCGCCGUUCCGCUGCCCACGUUCCUACCGCGCUGGGGCUCUGGCGAGGACCUGGCCGCCCUGGUGCUGCCUGGCGGGCCCGACCGGCGCCGCGGAGGCCUGCUGGCGGAGGACGCGCCCCCCUUCCGCCCGCGCCGUCGCUCGGCCGAGAGCCUGCUGUCGCUGCGUCCCCCGGCCCUGGACAACGGCCCGCGCCUCGCCCCUGGCUCGCCCCCCGGCAGCCCGCGCCGCCGCGCCGGGCCCGGCGCCCGCUGCGCCUCGGCCUCGCUGCUUCCCGACGCCUUCGCGCUGACCGCCUUCGAGCGGGAGCCACAGGCCCUGCGCCGCCAGCCCGCCUCACCGGGGCCCUUCCCCGUCCGCGCCCUGCCCCGCGACGGCGCCCAGCCCGGCGGGGACGCGGCGCCCCCUGGCGGCGGCGGCGCGCAACGGAGCCCCGGGCCGCGCCCGGCCGCACACGCGCAUUCCAGGACCCUGCGGACCGGCCUGAGCGCGUCGUGGGGCGAACCCGGGGGCCUGCGCGCGGCGGGCGGCGGCGGCGGCAGCAUCAGCAGCUUCUUGAGCUCGCCCUCGGAGUCGUCGGGCUACGUCACGCUGCACUCGGACUCGAUGGGUUCGGCGUCUUAGGGCCCGCCGGCGCCUCCCCAAGCCUCCAGGCGGGCCGGGCCACCCACGGGGCCAAAGCACCAAAGAUGCCAUCCUAACCCGGCCCAGGCUCGGGGCAGGCUACGCUGAGGCCGCCGGCGGCGCCUGAACUUGCGCUAGCCCUGACGGGGCGGCGGCUGUGUGCCGCCCCGGAAGCGGCCAUUGCCUGGAGGGGCAAAGCCCGCCCCGGACGACCACACUGGGCACGGGCCAGCCUCUGGGCAGGGCAUCUCUGGGCAGAGUGAGGCUGGGGCUUGGGAAAAGGCGGGCUCCGCACGGGGCAGCUGGCUACCGCCGGACGGAACAAAGCCCAGCCCUGCAGGAGCCACCAGACUGCAGCCGCUUCCCACUCUGCACCGUAAUUGUCACACCUCAGGGGGUGGGGUACAGAGAGGGUCUGUAAGCACAGGGGUCUUCAGAGCCCAAACCAAGUUCUCUGAGCAGGUCUCCCUGCUGACUUGUUCUGCCUUGGUUUCUGCAUCUGUGAGGAGCAGGUGACCGUGUUAGCUCUCAGGACUGUCUGGACAAGUCUCCUGGUCUGUGUGCCCCGGCCGCCACCGAGGGGACAGGGAGUGAGUAGUGGAGGACCCUCCAUGGGUCCUUUGUGGGGCUCAGUUUUCAGGGGCCUGGCGUGGCCCCCAAGCCUGAGGCCUCCCACACUUAGUGCCCCUGGCCCCCUUGAGAACUCUCCCCAGCCAAGCUAAAGCACAACACUUUCGCACCAUCACCAUUGGCACACACCCACCUUGGCCGCUGUUAGCAUCCCACCCUCAUCACUGUGCCUCCAUUGCCUAUGCACAACAUGUCAGCCACCUCUCUGACUCCCACCACGAAGGUCGUGGGUACGUGGUGGAGAAAACUGAAGCAAAGGGGGAGCGGGCUUCCUUCUCCUGGUGCCAAUCCCCAACCUAUGCAGGUCUGGCCAGGAAGGGAUCUUGCCUUAGAGGCCUCGCAGCUUCUGGGUUCAAGGCCUGGUCCCUGGUAAGAGUCUUCCUCCACCCUGGGGCAGGGGUCUUCUUUUGCUCUCCAUGCUGGGCAGACCUCUUGCAGGCCUGGGCUUGGCCAUGGGCCCUUGGGAGGGCCUGCUGGGUCUUGCAUGGAGGAAGACCCUCGACUCAGGCUAAGGAGAAGCCCAGGAAUAGCUGUGGACUUUGAGCUGGAGGGGCUGGGAUGAAUGCAAAGACUGUCUCAUUCCAUCCCCUGCCUCCAUGCAGUGGCCCCUCCAUGUGAAGAUCUGGAGGGGGUUCCAGGGCCUGCAAGGAGCUGGUCUACCCCCUCUCCCCUCCUACUCUGUAACCUGGAAUUGCAGCACUGCCUCUGCCCCUCAGGUGGCCAAGCCUGUCUCCUCACCCUCCAGACAGGGUCCCAGCUCCAGAGAGGCCUCUGGGAGCCGGGAGAACAGGGGGGACUACGCAGCUCUGUCUCACCUUCAGAGGCCCCUUCAGUCUCUGGCUGUGGGGUAACUUGGGGGGAGGAGCUGGCCACAGGUGAGUAAGGCAGGAGGCUCCGGUCCAGCCUCAGCCAUGGGAGGCCUGCCUCGCCAACGCUGCUGUACCUUCAAGGACCCACAUGUGAUGUGGGGGCGGAGGUAGCCGGUUAGCCACUGUUCCCCACCCCCCGCCGGCCGAUUUGUCACCUUGGGUUUUUAUAUCCAAUCUGUGUAUUUCAUAUCCAACGGCAAUACUUGCAAGGAGGCGUGGUCCCCUGAAGUCCCUCCAGUCCUGGUUUUUACAAAAUUAUUAAGAGGGAGGACCCCAGGCAGAGGCCCCCGGAGCGUGGGGCUACCUCUCUCACCUUGUCUUGCCUCCAGGCCUGUUUGCUGCCCUGAUGAGCAGCUUGGCCCUGGGUUCACUGUGGAGGGAGCUCUGUCUUCAUACCACCACCCAGCCCAGAGCCAGGGAUCCGUUUGUAGUUUUUUUUGACAACUGAGCAUUUAUCUUCUGUACAGAAUCUAAUAAAAACUUCCUGUGAUUUGCACCAGGCAAUCCGAGGCCGAUUUCAUGGAAACGCUUAGAACCUAACAGCACCGCUGGCCAGCUGCCCCUAAACGUCUCUCCCUCUGGGUCCUGAAUUCCUCCACUAGUGCACCCUUCCUUUGGGUUGGACUUGCCCCUUUCUCUAGGCAAAUCCAGCGGCCCCACUCAGCGAGUGAGUCAGACCUGGGGCAGCAGCAGGAUGGAGCGGCCUGGUGGGUUCCAAAGCCCUAAUAAAGGGCGGAGGUGACCUAUGAGUGCAGAUGGCAGCCCCUGCCCAGGUUUGGCUUCAGGGACCACUAGUACCAGUGAGGCUGAUUCCGGAGGGCGAGAAAGGCAGAGCAGUUGGAGCC